Messenger RNA from Exophiala spinifera, 192 nucleotides. RefSeq lists its product as uncharacterized. The coding region runs from base 1 to 192 and encodes 63 amino acids. Lineage: Eukaryota; Fungi; Ascomycota; Eurotiomycetes; Chaetothyriales; Herpotrichiellaceae. The transcript has a single exon. The record is from RefSeq and is a predicted model, not a curated record.
AUGGCGCCAAGCAUGAAAAUCGACCCCCUAAAAGGCGCAGAGAACUGGAAUAUUUGGCGAAUAAGGCUAAAAGCCUUGCUAGCAAAGGACGACCUAGGCUACAUCAUUAGGCCUAAAAAGGAAUUCUUUAAGAAUACACCUAAAGAUAAGAUCGAAGAAUAUAUAGAAAAACGAAAAUCCGACUCUGAAUAA